AUGCAUCUCUUCGUUUAUAUUGUUCUACUUGGACUGAUCUUGGCUUGUAAUGGUAUGUUUUUAUUUUUUUUUUAUUUUAAUACUUUAGUUUAAAUUUUAAAAAAUUUAAAAUUUUUUCAAAAUUUCUGAAAUUUUAAACUUUUAAAAAUCAAAAAAAAAAAUUUUUUUGACAUUUUCAAUUUUAAAAAACUUUGAAAUUCGUAGUUUAUUUUAAAUAUUUUUAAAAUUAGAUUUCUAAAAAAAAUUUUUUUUUUAAAUUUAGAACUUUUAAAUUUAAACAAAAUUUUGUUAAUUUAUCUUAAACUUUGUGUUUUAUCUGUUUUUUUUAAAUUUAAAAAUAUUUUGAAAUUUUUUUUAGUUUUUUGAAAACAAAAAAAAAUUUUUAAAUUUUAAUUGUUUUAAUUUGACUUUUUAAAAUUUAAAAAAAAUUUUUUUUAACUAAGUUUUUUUAAAUUUUUGACACAUAUUUUAAAAUUUUAAGAUAUUAAAUUUUUUUUUUAUUUCCAAAAUUUUUUGAGAUUUUUUGCAAUUUUCAAAAAUCAAAAAAGAUUAAAUUUUAAAAUAAGCCAUAGAUUUGAGUUUAUGAUAAGAAAAUUAAAAAUGACACUAAAAAUGGCAAGAACUUUCUUUACAAAGCAUCAAAUGGCAAGAACUUUCUUUACAAAAUAAAAAAUGGCAAGAACUUUCUUUACAAAAUAAAAAAUGGCAAUAACUUUCUUUACAAAAAAAAAAUGGCAAGAACUUUCUUUACAAAAUAAAAAAUGGCAAGAACUUUCUUUACAAAAUAAAAAAUGGCAAGAACUUUCUUUACAAAAAAAAUGGCAAGAACUUUCUUUACAAAACAGAAAAUAAAAAAAAAAGAAUUUUUUAAAGUUUUCAACCUUUUAAAACCGCCACCUUUUAGCUUCAAACCUAACCCUCUCAAUUGAUGAAGAGCUAGCGGUUCACCGUGAACGCCGUGCCUGCCCUCGAAUUGUGCGUGUCGAGCCUCGACCUUAUGGUGAAUGGUCACGUUGGUCGGCGUGCUCAAAGUCCUGUGGCGGUGGCGGUGUGCAACAUCGUCGGCGGCAAUGUGUUGUGCCGAAUUGUCAAACGGAUGAGUCACGAGCUUGUGGUCACGUCCCGUGCGCAUUGGGAUGGUCGGAGUGGUGCGAAUGGGGCCAUUGCCGUGCGUCCUGCGGUCAGGGAGAACGAAUGAGGGUUCGGUACUGUGAAGCUGGUGGGUUUUUAAGGUUUGUUCUACCCUACCCUACCCUACCCUACCCUACCCUACCUUACCCUCCCCUACCCUACCCUACCCUACCCUACCCUACCCUACCCUACCCUACCCUACCCUACCCUACCCUACCCUACCCUACCCUACCCUACUCUACCCUACUCUACCCUACUCUACCCUACCCUACCCUACCCUACCCUACCCUAUCCUACCCUAUCCUACCCUACCCUACCCUACCCUACCCAACCCUGCCCUACCCUACCCUAGCCUACCCUACCCUACCCUACUCUACCCUACCCUACCUUACCCUACCCUACCCUACCCUACCCUACCCUACCCUACCCUACCCUACCCUACCCUACCCUACCCUACCCUACCCUACCCUACCUUACCCUCCCCCUACCCUACACUACCCCCACCCUACCCUAACCUACACUACAUAUACUAUAACUAUCACCUUAAGGUACCCUCCGCUGUCAUGGUAAAGACCACGAGAUCUCACGUUGCCAAGCUCCAGUCCCGUGCCAAGGCUUUACCGACUGGUCGGAUUGGACACCCUGUUCAGUGUCUUGUGGGCUCGGAAAACAGCGCCGUGAACGCCACUGUACCAACCGUGAAUUGUGCCGUGGCAGUACGAGUGAGGAACGACAAUGUAAUCAGAUUUGUCAUGGUGAUUGGAGCUCAUGGAGCGGUUGGAGCCAAUGUGACCGGCCUUGUGGAGGUGGAGUGGAGCAACGUCACAGGGUUUGUCAGAGUCAUAGAGGUGAGGUUAUGAGAAGAAAAUUAAAAAUGGCAAAAACUUUCUUUACAAAACAAAAAAUGGCAAGAACUUUCUUUACAAAACAUAAAAUGGCAAGAACUUUCUUUACAAAACAAAAAAUGGCAAAAACUUUCUUUACAAAACAAUAAAUGCAGGAACUUUCUCUCCAAUUCCACCUCGUCAAAUCGCUAGCCAAAACACUCUUUACAACCCAAAAACUUUUAGUCCGCUGCCCAGGCCAGGACCAGGAACGUCGUCGCUGCAACGACCACGCCUGUCCAGCGCACAGCCCGUUCCGGCCCCAAACCCGCUGUCAAUGGUCGGGCUGGUCGCGCUGGUCUCAAUGCCAGCCAAUCCCCAACUAUCGCUGCGACCUGCCACAAUAUUUGGGUAUUGGGGUUCGAGAACAGACCCGUCAAUGUGUUGGCUAUGGCAACAGCCAAUGCCAUCCACAACAGUGUGGCGAAGAGGUGAAGCAACGCCAAAGUUGCCGGUUGGACCCGAGACGCGACCCUUGUGUUAGAAUUAAUUGA
Messenger RNA from Bursaphelenchus okinawaensis, 2509 nucleotides. Lineage: Eukaryota; Metazoa; Nematoda; Chromadorea; Rhabditida; Aphelenchoididae. The record is from the annotation of a GenBank genome assembly.